AUCCAUAACCACCGCGUGGAAUGUUUUGAUACGAUGUGUUGAGCUAAGGUGAUUUUCAUCCCUUGUUACACUCAAAAACCACGUGUUUUUUGAUGCCGCUCUAAUCGAAAACAACUGAAUUGUUUAGUGCUUCGUCUAACUCAAACGCAACAUAUUCUUUAUUUGUGGAUAUUAAUUAAAUAUUAUUAAAUGGUGUCACAUUCUUUCAUGAAAUGUUAUGGAAAUACAUGAAUAAAAUUAAUUUUAUCUAUCCACGUGUGCUGAACAUAGUAUUCUGUGUUUCAUGCCUCUUAAAUGCAUUUGAAAGAAAACAUUAAUGGAUAUAAUAAUUAUUAUGAUAGUUUAACUAUAUUAAGACUAUUAAGAAUAAACAGUAUACUCUAAUUUGCUUUUUAUAAAAAUGACAAAUACGAACGUGGAUGUACUAGUGUGCUUUUAUUUAAACAUUAUUAAUAUUUCGAACACUGCAAAACGUGAAAACAACAUGAACUUAAUUUAAUUUUUUAAUUAAAGUGAAUCUGUGAAUAUGUGUUUUAUUAAUUUAUAAGACCAUAACAAUAUAUUGUACAAAUGGGCUUUUCAUUGUUAGAAAUAUUCUCCAUAGUUUUUUUCUAUUCAUUAGUUUCUGUAGUGUCACCUGAUAGCCGACAAGGUCCACGAUUCGUCCAAGAGCCACCUAGAUAUAGAGUUGACUUUGCAAAUGGCACUGGCACUGUGCUAACAUGUAGUGCACAUGGUAAUCCUCAACCUAAUCUAACAUGGCAGACGGGAGGUGGAGUUACGGUGUCUGAUGUACCAGGACUAAGACAUGUUCGACCAGACGGUUCCCUUGUUUUUCUGCCUUUUAGACCUGAAGAAUACCGCCAAGAUGUUCAUGAUGCAGUGUAUAGAUGUGCAGCGACUAAUAGUGUUGGCACUACUCUCAGCAGAGAGGCUAAAGUUCGUGGUGUUGAAAAUUAA
Parasteatoda tepidariorum (common house spider) is the source of this 960-nucleotide messenger RNA. The record is from RefSeq and is a predicted model, not a curated record. NCBI's taxonomy places the organism in Eukaryota, Metazoa, Arthropoda, Arachnida, Araneae, Theridiidae.